Messenger RNA from Canis lupus familiaris (dog), 3027 nucleotides. It is a transcript of the gene FKBP9, whose product is annotated as FKBP prolyl isomerase 9. The coding region runs from base 118 to 1836 and encodes 572 amino acids. NCBI's taxonomy places the organism in Eukaryota, Metazoa, Chordata, Mammalia, Carnivora, Canidae. The transcript has 10 exons. The record is from RefSeq and is a predicted model, not a curated record. Gene Ontology annotation, molecular function: calcium ion binding; peptidyl-prolyl cis-trans isomerase activity.
UCUUUCCACGUUUGCAAGCGCCGCGGCGCGCCCAGCUCCGACCCGCGCCCCGCGAGCUCCGCGCGCCCUCGCCGCCCCCGCGCCCCCCGCGCCCCCCGCGCCCUCCUCGCCCCCGCGAUGGCGCCCAGGGCCCGGGGCCGACGGCCGCCGCCGCCGCCGCUGCUGCUGCUGCUGCUCUGGGUGACCGGGCAGGCGGCGCCCGUGGCGGGCCUGGGCCUGGACGCGGAGCUGCAGGUCGAGCGGCGCUCCGUGCCCGACGAGUGCCCGCGCACCGUGCGCAGCGGCGACUUCGUGCGCUACCACUACGUGGGCACGUUCCCCGACGGCCAGAAGUUCGACUCCAGCUAUGACAGAGACUCCACUUUCAACGUGUUUGUGGGAAAAGGACAGCUGAUUGCAGGGAUGGACCAAGCUCUGGUUGGGAUGUGUGUAAACGAGAGGCGCUUUGUGAAGAUCCCCCCAAAGCUUGCCUACGGAAGUGAAGGAGUUUCUGGUGUGAUCCCCCCAGAUUCAGUUCUUCAUUUUGAUGUACUUCUGAUGGAUAUUUGGAACUCUGAUGAUCAAGUUCAGGUUCACACUUAUUUCAAGCCCCCCAGUUGCCCUCGGACCAUCCAGGUAUCUGAUUUUGUAAGGUACCAUUACAAUGGAACGUUCUUGGAUGGGACACUGUUUGAUUCAAGUCAUAAUCGCAUGAAAACAUAUGACACAUAUGUGGGCAUUGGCUGGCUGAUUCCUGGAAUGGAUAAAGGGCUGUUGGGGAUGUGUGUGGGGGAAAAGCGCAUCAUCACCAUACCUCCUUUUCUGGCCUAUGGAGAAGAAGGAGAUGGGAAAGACAUUCCUGGACAGGCAUCUCUGGUGUUUGAUGUUGCUUUAUUGGACCUCCAUAACCCCAAGGAUGGCAUUUCCAUUGAGAAUAAGGUAGUCCCAGAAAACUGUGAGCGGCGAAGUCAAAGUGGGGACUUUCUCAGGUAUCAUUACAAUGGCACCCUUCUGGAUGGCACCUUCUUUGAUUCCAGCUACUCACGGAACCGCACCUUUGACACAUACAUCGGGCAGGGCUACGUGAUUGCUGGCAUGGAUGAAGGUCUACUUGGUGUCUGCAUCGGAGAGAAGAGGAGGAUUGUGGUCCCGCCUCACCUCGGCUACGGAGAGGAAGGAAGAGGGAACAUCCCUGGUUCGGCCGUGCUGGUGUUUGACAUCCACGUGAUUGACUUCCACAACCCUUCAGACUCCAUCAGCAUCACCUCCCACUACAAGCCCCCGGACUGCUCCGUGCUGAGUAAGAAGGGGGAUUACCUCAAGUAUCACUACAAUGCCUCGCUUCUGGAUGGGACUCUGCUGGAUUCCACGUGGAAUUUAGGCAAGACGUAUAAUAUUGUUUUGGGAUCCGGACAAGUUGUGUUGGGAAUGGAUAUGGGUCUCAGAGAGAUGUGCGUUGGAGAGAAACGGACAGUGAUCAUUCCACCCCACCUGGGCUAUGGGGAAGCUGGCGUGGAUGGAGAAGUGCCCGGCAGUGCUGUCCUGGUGUUUGACAUUGAGCUGCUGGAGCUUGUGGCCGGUCUGCCCGAGGGGUACAUGUUCAUAUGGAAUGGCGAGGUGUCCCCCAACCUCUUCGAAGAAAUCGACAAGGAUGGUAAUGGAGAAGUCCUCCUCGAAGAGUUCUCAGAGUACAUUCAUGCCCAGGUGGCAUCUGGCAAAGGGAAACUUGCUCCUGGUUUUGAUGCUGAGAUGAUUGUGAAGAACAUGUUCACCAACCAGGACCGGAAUGGAGAUGGAAAGGUCACGGCAGAAGAAUUUAAACUCAAAGACCAGGAGGCCAAACAUGAUGAACUCUAAACCUGACUCGGGCCACUUGUGUGACACCAAGCCCCCUGUCGUGGCAGAAUGAGAAGUGAGGGCGCGAGGGUCUCUCAGAAGGUGAAUCGUCCACAAGUAGCAGAUGGUCACAUAGUACCUGGGGCAUGUCAGGGAUGGGUCGAUACACAUGGUGAGAAUUUUAGGCCAAAUGCCAGUGAUAUGAAACAAAAUUGGUGCAAGGUGCUUUAGCAGGGGCUGCGUAGAGGGUGAAAAGGCUGUACUGUACAGUCAACCGCUGUUUUGUGAGCCUUUCAGGUAGUUUUGUUGUUAAAGGAAAAUAGUGUCAUACAGAAGUAACAACCAUCUUGGAGGGAACAGAAGUGUCCAGAAUAGCCACAUAAAGAGGAUUAACCUUUUUUUUUUUUUUUUUUUAACUUGCUGGUGUUUUAAAAAGUGUUCUCCAGAUGAGCAGAAAAGACAAGGAGCAUAUCCCAGCAGUAUUCCCCCAAAGCCCCCAAAACUGUAUCAGUGGCCUGUAUAGGCUCUGGUAAUGCCCAGCUUCCACCUUCCUGCUACACACACACACACACACACACACACACGCUUUAUAGUCAGUUGUGCCUACCUAUCGUGGUCUUCCAAUUGGCUGAAUAACUUGGAAGUUAAGAAAAUUAGUGGACCAAACAAAAGGCAUUGUGGGCUACGAGUAGAGCAUUUGAUUCUGUGUUUGCCAUGCAAGAUUAUCUGCUUCACUGUUUCUUAUUCCCAUUGCUCUGUCCUCCCUGAAUCUUUCGAUCAAAUAGAUAUGCACAGGGCUGGUGGCUGAGCCACGCUCCAGAGUAUUUCAUUAUGACCAAGAUGGAAAUGUCACCCCAACAGGUAGAUGAGCAUAAACAAGGAGACAUAUUUCCACUCAUUCAGUCCUGGAGGGGGAGGUGCUUUACAGCCCAGGGGUGUCAAUCUAUGUAGAACAAGGACACUAUUACCUGCUAGCCUUUCCCCAUGUUAUGCGGUAACCACCUUGCUGCCUUACGUCCUCUGUUCCAAGUGGUGGUGGCAUCCACCCUGAAGUAAUCCAUGGUUUUCCUUUUGAAACUGCUUUGUUUUACUAAUUUAAACUGUUUUGUACUGAUGUAGCCCUGAGAUAGUUUGUGAAAAUGCUGUGCACUCAUUCAGUGGAAUAAAUGUUGGAAAACAGAUCUUUUCAUAUAUAAAAAAAAUUGAAUAACA